This is a messenger RNA of Drosophila subpulchrella, 1407 nucleotides long. RefSeq lists its product as uncharacterized. The annotation marks the transcript as partial. The transcript is spliced from 3 exons. The record is from RefSeq and is a predicted model, not a curated record. Lineage: Eukaryota; Metazoa; Arthropoda; Insecta; Diptera; Drosophilidae.
AUGUUCUUGCCUAAGUUCGAUGGGCAAGGUCGGGUCACUCCGCGGGACGAGAAGGGGUAUAGACGCUCGUCGCUGGCACGGGGACGCUGUUUUAUUGCAGUCGGAUCGCGUCGCGACACGGGUGAUUGUGGGUAUCACGGUGCCGGACCACGGGCGAUAUGGACUUGUGUUGAGGUCACGCCGCGGGACAAGGAGGAUACUGACACACCUGUCGCUAGCACGGGGACACUAGAGAGCACACAGGACGAUUCGCGUCGCGACACAGAUAGCUAUAGUAGUAUGGUGCCGGACCACAGGCGAUCGAUGAGCUGUGUUAGGAGCGCAGGAGGAGCCCGAGCUCUGCAGCGGGCCCUGGAGCGAACCCACGCCGAGAACUCCGCACCAGAACUCGCGGUGAGCUCGGACAGCGGAGUGGAGGUGGUCGGCGAUCCCGCUGUCGAAGAGAGAGAGAGUGCCGGCUCCGGAGAGCGGCGGCGGGCGAUCGGAUACCGCGCGGGACGAGGGACGGGAACCGUCGGACGAGGAGCAGAAGUGUUCGACGGAGGAGGAGGCUCGGUGGCAGGUCCGGCUGCGGAAGGACCACGAAGCGGCGGCGGCCUGAUGGCAUGCCCGUCUGCAGGAGGCGGAGGAGGAGGAGCUACGUCUGUGGGAGGAACCGGUGGAGGACUCGUGGGAGGCUCCACUCACCCCCAGGUACGCGGCCGAGGAGCCCAGUCCGGGAGGGAAGAGCGAGGAUGGGGACGAGCCCUGCGCGCCAUCCCCUUCGCGGUGGCUGCCGGAGGUGCCACCCACUCCCCGCUACGAGGAGGAGUGGUUCACGAACGAAGCCCGAGACAGCGACGGACGAGCCUUGUUGGCCACGCCGCCGUGGAGGCCGGCCCGGCCACCCACGCCGCGAUACGCCGAGCCAGAGCGACCGGACGCGCAACCGCAAUCCGGAGAAUCGACCGCGCAGCCGCAGCCACAACCGCACGAGAAGGCAGUCCACCAGGCACAGGCGGAGGAGAAGACGGUGGUGCGGACGGAGGUACCGGCAGCGCACGUAAGCCACAGCACGCGGGCGUUCGUGGCCGAGGGCGUGCGGUGGAGGCAGAAGACGGUGGUAUGGACGUGGCCAGAGGGGCCCGCGACGGCACCGACGAGGGAGGAGCCCAGGAUAUGGGAGGAGGGGGUCCCCAAAGUGAAUCCUCGGGAUCCCCGGACGAGAGGCCGGCAGGAUGCGUGGGUUCCGCCUACACCGAGCACGGGCUCGCCAACACCGGCGACGACGGCAACGACGGGGGAGGCGGAAUCGCUGGAAAAGGAACUUGGGUGUGGCCCGAGCCGCCGGCCACCCAAAGACCCCCGUUGCAGCGGCAGACUUCGACACCCGGAGCGACGCGCCCGCGACCGCAGUUCAUGCGGCAG